UAAAAGUUUAAUUUUACCAAUACUGAAAGAUGCCAAAUGAUGAAGGCACAGUGUGCCCAUUGACUCCAACCAAAGGACAUAUUACAGUUGACUACCUUAAAUCACAUGCCACCGUUACUGCGCUAUCUAACGCACUAGCAGGUGCUAUGUGUACGCUGAUUACACAACCAAUAGCUUCCCUAAGAACAAGACUACAGUCACUCAAUAUAUAUUGCCAUGGCGUACCAAAGGACGCUAGGAGUAAACUAAAGGCGCUCUACAAGGUUAGCAUGAGAGAUGGCUUCUUUAGUUUAUAUAGAGGAGGAGGAUGUUCCAUGGUAAUAUCAGCAGCAGGAUGGUUCAUAUUCCGAUUUACAUACGAUGAGCUAACCCAAAGGAAGGUUGUCGAAUUUGACAGUAAAAUGGGAAAUAAACUGAUCCUAGGAUCACUUAGCAGCCUUGUUACUACUGUAAUUUUGCACCCUGCAUGGAAUGCUAAAUUAAACAUCGAACUGCAAACAAGUAAAACUAAAUUAGAUGGAUGGCCUCAGUACCGAGGCACAAUGCAUUAUCUAUUCGUAACUACCCGAGAUCAGGGCAUAAAAGGGCUCUAUAAAGGUUGGGAAGUGAAUGGAAUAGGUGUUAUUUAUUACGGAAUGGUGAUAUGCCUAUACGAAACAUUAUCGGAAUCGGAUUGGGAGCAAUAUCCCAUACUGCAUAAAUUCAAAAGCAUCAAACCAAUGAUGAAUGGUAUGCUAUCAAAAAUAAUACCCACUACGCUCUGCUACCCUUUCUAUGUUAGCAGAACCAUGCAAAUAUGCUUCGCAACGGAACUCACACAUCGCAAAUUGCAUGAAAUAUUCUUCUGGACCCUAAAACACAAACGACUAAGCGGCUUAUACGCCGGGUUCCAGAUGCAACUUAUAAAGUCAUUAGUUAGCGGAGGCAUUACAUUUGGAAUAUAUGAAGCUAUACUCAUUGCAAUAGCAAAAAUAUACAACUUGGCAGCAGUCUGAUCCACAGCAUUAAAAGAUGCUGGAAUCGCAUUGAUUAACACGCUAAAUAAAUA
This is a messenger RNA of Babesia bovis T2Bo, 1048 nucleotides long. RefSeq names its product Mitochondrial carrier family protein. Lineage: Eukaryota; Apicomplexa; Aconoidasida; Piroplasmida; Babesiidae. Bases 30 to 995 code for a protein of 321 amino acids. The transcript has a single exon. The record is from RefSeq and is a predicted model, not a curated record.